AUGAUUACACCAUUGGGUGAUAUGGAUGAGGAAUUUGAUGAAGGGGUUGUUGCAGAUCACCAUCGCACACAUGAAGGUUUUGGUGACCCAGGAUGUCAUCAGUACCAGAGUUUUGACAAGUCCGGACCAAACUGGGUUAAUAUGCUCAGGCAACAAGGUGCUUCAGUUGACGCAACUAGUCCUCAAACUUCACAUCUGAGUCCGGAGGUACACAGUAUAUCAGAUUUAACUUCCUUUGACUAUGGACAACGUCUGCCAUCUUUAGAAGGCAGUUCAAGUGCUCCAAUCAGUAAAGGAACACCUAAUAUGGCUCCACAUUCAGUUUUCGCAUGGCAGCCCUUUGGAAGCACAUCAGUUCACAACCAACCACAAGCUUCUUCCUUUCACGGACAACCCGCACAUUUAAUUCCAUUGAUCCCAGGUUCAACUGCUACUUAUAGCGGUAUGGUUAGCUCUUCUCCUGCUAGUUCAAUGCCUACAACUACUGAUUUAAUGGAUUGCCAUCAGAAAACUAAUUCACACUAUGCAUAUUCUACCAAUUAUUCCAGCUCCUCUGCAUCAAAUAAAUCUCGUUCUAUCGUAUUAAGUCCUGCCACUCAAUCUGGAUGCUGUCCUUCCGAUGUACAGAAUAUACGUUUAGGAAUGCUUUUACCCAAUUCUCAUUCCCCAACUACUGCUCCAGUACCAAUCUAUGCACCUUCACUUUCAUCCACUACCACUUCUAGUUCAGCACCCCAUCAAGCCUUUUGUUCUCCAAAUAGCUCUUCAAGUUCGAAUCUAUUUAGUACACCUCCAGUAUUGUCUAAUCACCCAGUUCAAGAUCCUGCUAAAGCUGUCAGUCAAAAACAACGUUCAAAAAAGGAGAGUCAUAACAGAAUUGAACGGAAGCGAAGAGAUUAUAUUAACUCACAAAUCGUCUAUCUCAGUAGCUUACUCCCACCGGAACUGUAUCGGGAUGUAGAUGGUCGACGAAAUAAAGGUAGUGUGCUCCGACUUUCAGUUAGUUACAUUAUGGAGUUACGUGAAGCUGUUUCAAGAAUGGAAAGUCUUAAACAAGAAAAUACGAUAGCACGCCAACUAAUUCCCCUCCUUUUACAACGUAUUGAGAGCCUUGAGAAAAUGACCUCGGAACCUAGUGGUGAUCUAAAAUCUAGUGAACAGUUACAUCACUCCUCAUCUGCCAAUUCAUUGAGAAAUUUACAGUCACUUGAAGCUGUUUAUCAAUCAUGGCUUUUAUUAAAUGAAGCAAAUCAACGUGGUUCUAAUAGUAGUGGAAAUACGCCGAAUUUGUCCACAUCUGUUUCACGACACUCAAUGCAUCCUGCACAUACAAAUGCAAGUGAUAGUCGAUAUUUACAUGACGGUUCCAAAUUACACCCAGUCCAAUCAAGACACAAUGUCAAUAUAAAAAGAGAACAUGGUGAAGAAGAAGAAAGAACAGAUGAUUGUGGUUCAUUAUGUAACAAAUCAGAUACUCGACGUCCAGGAUGCUCGUCUCGAUCAAGCUUUACUGAUCAUCCAACAUCAGAGAAGAUUGAGGAAGAAGUAGCGUCACAAGAUGGAAGCUUUGAUAGUAGACCUAAUUCUGCAUAUGAGUGCUAUCCACAUAAUCUACCAAGAACUCCACAGUCAAGUGUUUUCCUGCAGAACCACUGA
Messenger RNA from Schistosoma mattheei, 1656 nucleotides. Lineage: Eukaryota; Metazoa; Platyhelminthes; Trematoda; Strigeidida; Schistosomatidae. The record is from the annotation of a GenBank genome assembly.